Messenger RNA from Myotis brandtii (Brandt's bat), 234 nucleotides. RefSeq names its product ankyrin repeat domain-containing protein 26. The transcript has a single exon. The annotation marks the transcript as partial. Lineage: Eukaryota; Metazoa; Chordata; Mammalia; Chiroptera; Vespertilionidae. The record is from RefSeq and is a predicted model, not a curated record.
UGGGAUGAAAUUGCCAAGCUAAGACUGGAAAUGGACUCAGUAAAAAAUCAGACCCUGGAAAUGGGAAAAGAAUAUUUUGAGGACAUUGCAAUUGGCAAAGAAAAGACAAUAACAGAAAGAGUAUCUCAACACAAUGCACAGCUUGAAGUUCUGAGAGCUGAGCUUAUGAUGCUAAACCAUAAACUGGAGAUUGAACAACAAAACAGAAGAAGACUGGAAGCACAAGUUGAAUCA